Messenger RNA from Thalassophryne amazonica, 3207 nucleotides. RefSeq names its product RELT like 2 (gene rell2). The transcript has 7 exons. Gene Ontology annotation, biological process: positive regulation of cell-substrate adhesion; positive regulation of p38MAPK cascade. The coding region runs from base 302 to 2485 and encodes 727 amino acids. NCBI's taxonomy places the organism in Eukaryota, Metazoa, Chordata, Actinopteri, Batrachoidiformes, Batrachoididae. The record is from RefSeq and is a predicted model, not a curated record.
CAACCAAGUUUCAGUUUUCUCCAAACGUCCACCGGCACCCCUCACCACGCUGACACGCCACGAUGGUUGUGGUGGCAGUUCACCAAGCAGCUCAUCCUGCACUUUCUUAUCUUCAGCCACAUCCUCCAGCUCUUCCUGGAGGAUCCUGAGGCAUUCCCAAGCUAGCUGGGAGAUAUAAUCCCUCCAGUGUGUACUGGGUCUUCCCCAGUUGUACGUUUCUGGAAGACCUCCCCAGGGAGACAACCAGGAGGCGUCUUCACCAGAUGCCCAGACCACCUCCUUUCAAGGAUAAAGUGACAUUAUGACUGAUGUCGAGGCCUCUGGGGUGGGGGAGCACCCCCCACCCUACAUGAUCUUUGUGGUGGUUUUUCUCUUCUUCCUCACGGGUCUGCUGGGCUUCCUCAUCUGCCACCUGCUGAAGAAGAAGGGUUACCGCUGCCGCACCGCAGACAUGGAGGAGGAAGAGAAACUGGGAGGAAACUCGGACGAUGAACAUGAUGAGAACCAGGACACAGUGGAGCAGAUCCUUAAAUGCAUCAUUGAAAACGAAGCCAACAUGGAAGCCUUCAAGGAGAUGCUGGGGAAUCAGAAUGUGUGUGUGCGCCACGACCCCAGGUUACGUAAGGAGUCGAUUGGUGGUGUCCCUCUUCAUCACCACACAGUUCAUUCAGGCAGCGCCCAAAACUCCUGCCACCUCUGUGCCCAGGGGCGACAUAAAAAGAACCGACAAAGCAGAGCCCAUCGCUACAAACAGCGGCCUGGAGAGCAGACAGUCUUCUCGGUUGGCAGAUUCCGGGUCACGCACACAGAUAAGAAAGUCCAUGGAGACCCCAGUCCUUUGGUCAGUUCAGGGGACCAACUGGACCAAUCUCAGGACAACGAGGAGCGGAGGGGGUCCGGGUACAACCUGAGGAACAUGUUCAACGAUGUUCGGCCACCUUCAGACAAUUCCAAAGGGGUGGAUCCAAAUGUAGGAAAACGCCGAAAGAGUUUGACUUUAUUUGGACUGAGGCGGGGCAGUGACCCUACUGGGGUUAAAGGAGGAGGAUAUGGCAUAGCUAAGGAGGCUGGUGGCAUGAAAUUUGCUGUUCACCAGCAUCCUGUAGUGUUGGAGGAACCACUGCAAGUUUCUGUUCAGGCAGAGUGCAGUGAGGCUACCUGUGAAAGUGGCACUAAGCCCACAGCUCUUCAAGCACCUCCAUGUGAUGUUAAAACUUCAGGUUCGGUGUGGGAGUCCCUCUCUUCCCAAACUGACAGACAGGACCACGACUCUGAACGUGGCUCUUUGAUUAAGCCCUCUGUUGAGAGCACACAAAUGUCUGUCCCAAGCUCACUACUUCUUCCAGUUUCUGUUCAGAAAACAAAGAAGGCCACCCCAAUUAAUACAGAUUGGGCUCAACAGGGGACACUGGAAAAACCUGAGGAUAUGAAUAGUCCUGGACCACUACAGACCUCCACACCUAUGGGUGUUGGUCCUGCAUCCAUUAGAGGAAUCAGUCCUGUGAUUUCUACUGGUUCCAGCGUUCCUGUUUCCCACACUUCACCCGAAAGAAGCUCCAGUCUUGAUCGGCCUCCAGGAAUUGAUAGUCGAAGCUUAAGUUCUUCUCCUCCCUCAUUCUCAGUCAAAACUCCAUCUUCAGUGUCUUCAUUAAAAAUUCCUGCCUCACCCUUGACAGUCCCAGUGAGCCCCAAACUAAACUCCACCCAAGUGAUUCCAAGCCAAACACUGGUUCCAGCCUCCUCCUUAGGCAGAAGCUCUGGUCUGUUACAAGCUGAUACUCCUUCACCUGAUCUUUCUGCUGGCUCCUCCUCUGAUAUUAUGCAGAUGACACCCCCAAAUCCUCCAACUGACCAAACACCACCCACUGGAACUUCACCUCGUAUGAAUGUAAAGUCUGAAGGUGUGAUGUUGAACACUUCUCUGACCUUGACUGAAGGAGAGGAAGUCUCAAAGCUGUUACCUCAGCUGGAACAAAAACUAGAAGAAGCCAGCAUCUUGAAGACAGGUGAAAAGUCAGCAAAAGAAAGGACUGGGCUUCUCGAAAGAGACAAAUUGUUCCAAAACAAGGGAGAUUUAACAGGGAGUGUGUGUUGUUCUUCUGAAGCCAGACAAAGCAGCUUGCCUCUGUCAGCUUCCACUCUGCUGCCCUCAUCCUCAGCAGCAGGGAGCAGAAUAAGUAGUGUGACCAUUGUCAAAGCCAGCCCUGAAAGUCUGAGGGAGUUUGCUGUGGUCACAAUGGUAGAGAUAGAAAACCCGCCUGCUUCAUCGCACAGCCAGAGCGCAGAGGUUUCUGACGCGGACAGUCACCGAGCAGAGGCUUCUGGUUCAGAAGUUACUCAACCAAAAGAGCAAAGACCACAAAGACCAGAGGUCUUUGGAGAAGACGUUCAGCCGACAAUGAAUCAAGACAAGGACGAUAUGAUGGAGAUGGAGGACAUAAGAAAAUGUAACGUGAUGCAGGUCGAACAGAGAGACAGGAGAUAAGAUUCUGGGCACCACAAGAACCUUAGCAGGAAUGUGACUGAGGGAGAGAGGAGUCGCUCAUACAGAGGUGGAGGACAGCUCGAAUUAAACACCUUUAAUAGUUUAACCACAGCAGGUUAGAUUUACAGAUGGGUUGGGCUCCGCGUUUGACUGAGUGGAUGAUGAAUUUUUAAAAAAGUCAUCAAAUAUUCCUUCAGUGUUCAAUAAAAUAUAUAUAAAAAUAUGUUAGUAAGAUGUUUAAACAUCUUCAUGAACUGGCAACAAAAUAAAAAUGUCAUUAAUAACAGACAUCAGAUCACAGUGCACAACAAACAAACUAAUAAGCUAACAAACAAACAGACAGACUGCUUGUUAUGUUAAGAAUGUUAAGUUCCUAACCCUCAGUGAUUUAUGGUUAUGAAUAUUUUCAAGCUGAUUUCAUCCGUUUAACGGCAUCACGGUGAAAAAGAAGCAAAAAUAAUUUCACAGUGUUGAACAUGUCAAACUCUGAUGUAGCGUUUCUGAAAAAUGUCAUACAGGGGAACAGUGGUUCCCAAACAUUUUCUCUAGGGCCCCCCUGUUGUAGAUAAAUAUAUUUUAUGACACCCCCCCCACCCUCACACACACACAUACACACACUUGGACACCCAAACUCCACUGGAAUUUAUUUUAAACACUGUAAUUUAUACAAAAACUUCUAAUUAAAAGUAUAGGGCCACUGAGCUUUUUAAGAUUUAAGGCAU